GCACUUCUCCGUAACAAACUGUAUGUACAUUUGUGUCUAUUUUGUUUCUUCACUCAUAAACUUCCAAACUUACAUCAUCACGCUCACCCUCUCUCUCUCUCUCUCUCUCGAGAAUUCAAAAACCCUCUCUCUCUCCCCCUCCCUCUGCACACAACUCCUCUGUAUCUACACCUGUCUGUGACUACAAUUUCUCGAGAUUUUCACCACUGAUACACACAUAUGUACAUGGUGUAUGUAUUGUAUGCAUGAGUUUGCUGUCGAUACAUAACUACUCGCCGGAAAGUAUGGAGACAAUGACGGCGAUUACCGAAUCGGAUCUCGGAGAGACUGUUCGGAGAAGAAUUAGUGCGCCGGAGAGUGAUCGGAGUCGGAUCGGAGACGCGCCGGAGUUCAGAAACGGCGCGAAUGAUAGGAAGGAGAUAGAGGAUAAGGAUGAUAAGGAGAAGGAGGAGAUUCAGAACUUCGCGCUCCGGCCGUCGGCGCCGGCGCAUAGGAGGAUUAAAGAGAGUCCUCUUAGCUCUUCUUCAAUAUUUAAGCAGAGCCACACGGGUAUCUUCAACCUCUGUAUAGUAGUGCUUGUUGCAGUAAAUAGCAGGCUUAUCAUUGAGAAUCUGAUGAAGUACGGAUUAUUAAUUAGUUCGGGUUUUUGGUUUAGCUCAAGAUCCUUGAGAGAUUGGCCCCUUCUUAUGUGCUGUUUGAGCCUAGGGAUUUUUCCGCUGGCUGCUUUUCUUGUGGAAAAGCUGGUACGUAAAAAGUAUAUCAAUGAAAAGAUUGCAGUCGCUUUUCACAUAACAAUAACUACAACUGCACUAUUGUAUCCUGUCUAUGUGAUUUUAAGGUGUGAUUCUGCUGUUCAAUCAGGUCUCAUAUUAAUGUUAUUUUCUUGCAUUGUGUGGUUAAAGCUGGUAUCUUAUGCACAUACUAAUUAUGACUUGAGAGCACUAGCAAACUCUGGUAAGGGUAAAUUUUUGUCUAGUAUGUUGAAUGAGGACUAUUCAGACCAAGUUAGCUUUAAGAGCUUGGCAUACUUCAUGGUUGCUCCUACGUUAUGCUACCAGUUAAGCUAUCCCCGGACCACAAGUGUUCGAAAGGGCUGGGUUCUACGCCAAUUCCUCAAGUUGGUAGUAGUUACUGGGCUUAUGGGGUUCAUUAUAGAACAAUACAUUAAUCCAAUUGUCAAGAAUUCUGAACAUCCUCUUAAAGGGGACAUUUUGUAUGCUGUGGAGCGAGUUCUGAAGCUUUCUGUCCCUAAUUUAUAUGUUUGGCUGUGCUUGUUUUACUGUUUUUUCCACCUGUGGUUGAACAUUCUUGCCGAGAUUCUUCGUUUUGGUGAUCGUGAGUUUUACAAAGAUUGGUGGAAUGCAAAAACUGUGGAAGAGUAUUGGAGAAUGUGGAAUAUGCCUGUUCAUAAAUGGAUGGUCCGACAUAUAUAUUUCCCCUGCUUAAGGAAUGGCAUACCUAAGAGCAUUGCUAUUGUAAUUGCUUUCCUCGUUUCUGCUGUUUUCCAUGAGCUAUGUAUUGCUGUUCCCUGCCACAUAUUCAAGUUUUGGGCUUUCAUUGGAAUAAUGUUUCAGGUGCCGUUGGUGGUAAUCACAAAGUACGUGCAUGAUAAGUUCAGGAACUCAAUGGUGGGCAACAUAAUCUUUUGGUGCUUUUUUAGCAUCUACGGCCAGCCUAUGUGUGUUCUAUUAUACUACCAUGAUGUAAUGAACAGAAAAUUGAAUGCUAGUGGAACUUAUUUAUAAAACUGUACCAUACAAGAAACUAAUCGUCCAUAAAAGUCUUGGCUCUGUGUCUACUGAUUAUACUGCACCAACAAUAUACUGGGCAGGCGCCGGAGAUAUAUGAUCCAAACCCCUCACUGCAUCGUUGCUCGAGGACACCAACCUUCACUCAAAUUGUACACAUGCAGUUUUGUCACCGAGGGUUAAUCAUAUACUACCACCUCCAUGGCUGUAACUCUGUCAGAAUAGCUCUUCGAGGUCUAAUGAUUGUAUAUUUAUAAUGCAAAUGUAUAGAUAAAUAUUAGAGUAAUAUCAGUUUUCUAGAUUAUCUGUAAUAUUCAUUCGUAAACGAAAAACAGUCUUUACAUU
This is a messenger RNA of Daucus carota subsp. sativus, 2093 nucleotides long. RefSeq names its product diacylglycerol O-acyltransferase 1. The record is from RefSeq and is a predicted model, not a curated record. The transcript is spliced from 16 exons. Gene Ontology annotation, molecular function: diacylglycerol O-acyltransferase activity. Gene Ontology annotation, biological process: triglyceride biosynthetic process. Gene Ontology annotation, cellular component: endoplasmic reticulum membrane; chloroplast envelope. Bases 246 to 1745 code for a protein of 499 amino acids. Lineage: Eukaryota; Viridiplantae; Streptophyta; Magnoliopsida; Apiales; Apiaceae.